Messenger RNA from Lentinula edodes (shiitake mushroom), 1626 nucleotides. RefSeq lists its product as uncharacterized. Gene Ontology annotation, biological process: glycerol metabolic process; glycerol-3-phosphate biosynthetic process; triglyceride metabolic process. The record is from RefSeq and is a predicted model, not a curated record. Gene Ontology annotation, molecular function: glycerol kinase activity. The transcript is spliced from 9 exons. The coding region runs from base 1 to 1626 and encodes 541 amino acids. Lineage: Eukaryota; Fungi; Basidiomycota; Agaricomycetes; Agaricales; Omphalotaceae. Gene Ontology annotation, cellular component: mitochondrion.
AUGUCACUUAAGAAGGGUGAAUUUGUGGGCUCUUUAGACUGUGGUACUACUUCGGUUCGGUUCAUCAUCUUCGACAAGUACGCUCAAAUAGUCGCUCAGCAUCAACUUGAAUUUCCCCAAUACUACCCUAAUCCAGGGUGGCAUGAGCAAAAUCCCUUAGAAAUACAAGCUCAUGCCGAAGCUUGCAUAGAACAAACUAUUAGCUCUCUAGUUGCCUCGGGCUUCACGAAGGACAGUGUAAAGGUCAUCGGCAUAACAAAUCAAAGAGAAACUGCUUUCGUCUGGAGUCGCAAAACUGGCAAACCCCUUUGUAAUGCUAUUGUUUGGGACGACUCAAGAACGAAAAAUCUCGUAGCUCACUAUGAACAUGUCCUUCAGACCAAGGGGAUUGAAGUUACACCCGGCGUAUGGAAGCAGGGUCAGGAAGGUAUUGAUGCGUUGCGGGAAAUUUCUGGCCUUCCAUUAUCGACAUAUUUUUCUGCUACUAAAGUUCGCUGGAUGAUCGAUAACUACCCGGAAGUUGCCCAAGCCCAUGCAAAUGAUGACAUGUGCUUUGGCACUUUAGAAUCAUGGCUUGUCUACAACUUGGUCGGUGGUGUGAAGCAAGGUUUGCACGUCUCUGAGAUGUCCAAUGCAGCACGUACGCUCUUAUUCAACACAACGACAUUAAACUGGGACCCAAUGCUGUUCAAAUUCUUUGGUCUUCGUCAAUCCAUCGUUGGCGACGUUGUUUCUACUUCUCAGACGUAUGGCCAUAUUGCUGCUGGUCCACUAGCCGGUGUACCAAUUGGCGGGUUGGUUGGCGAUCAACAAGCUGCUCUAAUCGGAAAUAAAUGUUUAUCCAAGGGUGAAGCCAAAUGCACAUAUGGCACCGGUGCAUUCCUUCUUUUUUGUACCGGGAACGAAAUCGUCAAGAGCAGUCAUGGAUUACUCAGUACUGUGGCUUUUCAACCGGGACCCAACAGCAAACCUGUUUUCGCCCUGGAAGGAAGUAUUUCAUCUGCCGGAAGUGCUAUCACGUGGUUAAAGGAUUCGAUGCGUAUGAUCUCUAGUUCUGCACAAGUGAAUGACUUGGCAGCCCAAGAACCAACCAGUGGUGGUGUCUACUUUGUCACUGCAUUCUCUGGUCUCCUUGCACCCUACUGGGACUCAUCUGCGACCGGCUUGCUGAUUGGUAUCACCCAGUACACCAAUCCUUCGCAUAUCGCACGCGCUACUUUGGAAGCCACCGCUUUUCAGACGCGGGCUAUCAUCGAGAGUAUGGUCCUAGAUUCUGGCAAGGAUGUGGCGAAUCUUAAAGUCGAUGGCGGAAUGACCAACGGCGACUUAGCUAUGAGCAUUCUAGCUGACCUAAACGGUACUGAGGUUAUCCGACCAGAAAUGAGGGAAUCUACUGCUCUUGGUUCUGCACUCCUGGCCGGCUCUGCGAUUGGGUUGUUCGGUUGGGAUCUCACUAAACCCGAAAGCUUGUCGGAGGUCAACACAAAAGGAACCCGCACUUUCAAACCCGAGAUGGCUGCUAGCAUCCGUGAGAAGAAGUGGACAAACUGGCAACGUGCAGUUGAACGCUCGAGAGGCUGGGAGGCUGGCUUUGAUGAAGAAGAGGAAGAAGAUUUGCUGGGUUAG